Molecule: messenger RNA, 531 nt
Organism: Pichia kudriavzevii
Lineage: Eukaryota; Fungi; Ascomycota; Pichiomycetes; Pichiales; Pichiaceae
Exons: 2
Coding region: 1-531 (176 amino acids)
Cellular component (GO): Golgi apparatus
Source: RefSeq, a predicted model, not a curated record
AUGUCUUUUGUUCCAGCGCAGUUCAAUUCGUUCACCAACAGCAUUGAUUUCGAUAUGCUUAACACAGAAUCGUCCACGUCUCUAUUGUCCAAAUUCAAGUCUAUGAAGAAGCCAAAUGACUUUUUCGAUUUUUCCAGAAUGACAAAACCAAACGGUCUUAUCGAUGCACAACAGAGAAUCACCUUCAACCUCUCCUACUUCCAGUACAAUUACAUAGCCCUAGCAUGUGUCUUGUUCAUGUACUCCGUUGUCACAAAUCUUGGCUUUUUCUCCUUUGUCGUUGCAGAAGGGGCCUUAAUAUAUCUCAUUGAGAAAAAGUUUGGCCAUGCAGAAGAAAUCGACCUCAAGGUGUUUCAGAUUCACAGAAACAUAUGGCUUACCAUCAUUCUCGUCAUCAACAUUCCCCUGUUUUUCUUCUACUGUCCAUUGUCUACUGUGGUCUGGGUUGCGAUUCUCUCCGCCGUUAUAGUUGGAGUUCAUGCCUCAAUGAUGGACAAGCCCGUGGAGGCGGCAUACAGUAACGCUGUUUGA